Molecule: messenger RNA, 730 nt
Organism: Megalops cyprinoides (Indo-Pacific tarpon)
Lineage: Eukaryota; Metazoa; Chordata; Actinopteri; Elopiformes; Megalopidae
Product: ubiquitin-40S ribosomal protein S27a
Exons: 5
Coding region: 58-591 (177 amino acids)
Biological process (GO): translation; protein ubiquitination; modification-dependent protein catabolic process
Cellular component (GO): nucleus; cytoplasm; ribosome
Molecular function (GO): ubiquitin protein ligase binding; structural constituent of ribosome; protein tag activity
Source: RefSeq, a predicted model, not a curated record
GAUGGCUUCCUAAUUCCCGCAAUAAACUGUGAAAUAAAUUGUUCAUGUCGGAACUGUAUGUUGUCCAACUCUACAGUGGAAUGCUUUAUAUUCAUAUCUGCAGGUGGAUCUGACUCCAAAAUGCAGAUAUUCGUGAAAACACUCACGGGGAAGACUAUAACCCUAGAGGUUGAGCCUUCGGAUACAAUCGAAAACGUCAAGGCUAAGAUCCAAGACAAAGAAGGAAUCCCCCCUGAUCAGCAAAGGUUGAUCUUUGCUGGAAAGCAGCUUGAAGAUGGACGCACCCUAUCUGACUACAACAUCCAGAAGGAGUCCACUCUGCACCUUGUGCUGAGGCUGCGAGGUGGUGCAAAGAAGAGGAAGAAGAAGUCCUACACCACACCCAAGAAGAAUAAGCACAAGAGAAAGAAGGUCAAGCUUGCCGUGCUCAAGUAUUAUAAGGUGGAUGAAAAUGGCAAGAUCCAUCGGCUGCGGCGCGAGUGCCCGGCGGACGAGUGUGGCGCAGGCGUGUUCAUGGCCAGCCACUUUGACAGGCACUACUGCGGAAAGUGCUGCCUCACCUACUGCUUCAACAAGCCCGAGGACAAGUGAGAAUGAACUGUGAACAGCAAAGCUUUGGCCUACCACUUCACCACCGCUCUUUUUUAUGUCAUGCUGCUGUAGGAUUGUAAAUGAAGCUCUUUUUUAUAUUCUGUAAUCAAAAGCAAAAUAAAGCAGUGUUGCACGCUGG